This is a messenger RNA of Scophthalmus maximus (turbot), 3802 nucleotides long. It is a transcript of the gene mctp1a, whose product is annotated as multiple C2 domains, transmembrane 1a. The coding region runs from base 435 to 3227 and encodes 930 amino acids. The transcript is spliced from 22 exons. The record is from RefSeq and is a predicted model, not a curated record. Gene Ontology annotation, molecular function: calcium ion binding. Gene Ontology annotation, cellular component: synaptic vesicle membrane. Gene Ontology annotation, biological process: regulation of neurotransmitter secretion. Lineage: Eukaryota; Metazoa; Chordata; Actinopteri; Pleuronectiformes; Scophthalmidae.
GCCAGAGGGGGGCGCGGUGCGCCCUUCGUGCUUCAUUUGAAUAGAACUAUUAAUGAGGAAGUUUAUCUUCUGGUCGGCCACAGUGGACAGAGCUCGGGGACGCAGCCGAGCGGAGCACUUGCCACCCUGCAGCAGCCUCUCCGUGUGCUCCAACUUCCCGGACAUGACCGUAAAUCUUCAUGAGCUCGAGCAAUCGCGAUGCACAGUGAGUGAUGCCAUGGACAGUGUUGCCCGCAGACGUGUUCUACGAGGUUCGUUGUGCGACUAACACCCCCUCCAUCAUCACCACCAUCAUCUUCAUCAUCACCACCACCACCACUGUGCGUCUCCUCUUCUCGGCGCUCUGGACGGAUCAUCAGUGGAAGUAGCCCGACUGUGACAAUCCAUCCACUACGCGCAGUGUGCUCAGGCUGGCUGGCUGCUGCACCGGCACCAUGGAGCAAAAAUCGCCCAAGGAUGAGAGCAGCCCCAAGGGACAAGAGUCCUACCAGCGGAGGAUGUGGAAGAAUUUCCAGGGGAAGACCAAGCCCUGGCUCAGUCCGAAACUGGGGUCGGAGCGUCGCGGCGCCGGCGGCGCGGAGGGCAGCAAGAAGGAAUCGGGGCUGUGGAUGUUCAAAAGGAAAAAGAAACAGUUGGACCGGGUGUUCUCGUCGUCUCAGCCGAAUCUGUGCUCCCCCGCGCCGGCUCCCGUUGGCGGAGACGAGCGGUCCACGGGGGGCGACGCGGUCCCCGGCGCCAGCGCGGACGGACGGCGCCUGCUCCAUCCCCUGGGCGCAGCCUCCGGAGCCACGGGGAGCAAGCCCGAGCUGGCGACGCACGGGAGCCCGGCACUCCACGUGUCCCAGCUGAUCGCGCACCAGCAGAAGAGCUCCUCUCUCGGCUCGGCGUGCUUCGAGAGACUGGCGGUGGACCCGGCCGCGGCGGCGGGAGAGGAGGAGGAGGAGGCGGUGGAGGAGGAGGAGCAGCCGCGUAAGAACGCAAGUGAUUCUGGCAUCAGCAUAGUGGGGCCCAGUAAUGCGGAGCCCACACCUCGUCCUCCAAGUCCAGCCAUGUACCAGCUGGAUGUCGUCCUGAAGAAAGGGAACAACCUGGCCAUCCGCGAUCGGACAGGGACCAGUGAUCCGUAUGUGAAGUUCAAGAUUGCAGGGAAGGAGGUGUUCAGAAGCAAGACCAUCCAUAAGAACCUGAACCCGGUGUGGGACGAGAGAGCGAGCCUCCAUGUGGAAACCCUGAGGGACCCGCUGUAUGUCAAGGUUUUCGACUAUGACUUUGGACUACAGGACGAUUUCAUGGGCUCGGCGUACCUCCACCUGGAGUCACUGGAACAUCAGAGGACACUGGAUGUGACGCUGGACCUGAAGGACCCACAGUACCCGGAACAUAACCUGGGCAGUCUCGAACUAGCUGUCACCUUGUCACCGAAGGAUGGAGACUUCAGGGAUGCUACCAUGCUUUUGAGAAGGAACUGGAAACGAACUAGUAAGUAUCAGAGUAUGCGUCUGUCAGAUGUGCACAGAAAAGCCCAGCUGUGGCGAGGUAUAGUCAGCAUCAGUCUGAUAGAAGGUCGCGGCCUGCAGCCCAUGGAUGCCAACGGCCUCAGUGACCCUUACGUCAAAUUCCGGAUGGGGCACCAGAAGUACAAAAGCAAGACAAUUCCCAAAACGCUGGGCCCCCAGUGGAGAGAGCAGUUUGAUUUCCACCUGUAUGAGGAGCAGGGCGGCCACGUGGACAUUACGGUCUGGGACAAAGACGCUGGCAAGAAGGACGACUUCAUGGGGAGGUGUACCAUUGACCUGUCGCUCCUCAGCAAAGAGCGCACAUACAAACUGCACCUGCCGCUGGAGCAAGGCGAAGGUGUGCUGGUGCUCCUGGUUACGCUCACCGCCUCUGCCGCCGUUUCCAUCUCGGACCUGUCGAUCAACAUGCUGGACGACCCGAAUGAGAGACACCAGAUCAUGCAGAGAUAUAGCCUGUGGAGGUCGUUCUACAACCUGAAAGAUGUCGGAGUGGUGCAGGUAAAGGUCAUCAGGGCGGAGGGACUGUUGGCAGCAGAUGUCACAGGUAAGAGUGACCCAUUCUGCGUGGUGGAGCUGAGUAACGAUCGGCUGCAGACGCACACCGUGUACAAAAACCUCAACCCAGAGUGGAACAAGGUCUUCACUUUUAAUGUGAAGGACAUCCACUCAGUACUUGAGGUCACUGUUUACGACGAGGACCGAGACAGAAGUGCAGAUUUCCUGGGGAAAGUGGCUAUUCCUCUACUAAAUAUCCAAAAUGGAGAACGCAAAGCCUACGCCUUGAAAAGCAAGGAGCUGACAGGGCCAACAAAAGGGGUCAUCUUCCUCGAAAUAGACGUGAUUUUUAAUGCUGUGAAGGCUGGCCUCAGGACGCUGAUUCCCAUCGAGCAGAAGUAUAUCGAGGAGGAGCCCAGAGUGUCCAAGCAGCUGCUGUUGCACAACUUCAACAGAGUUAGGCGCUGCAUCAUGUUCCUUAUCAACACCGGCUGCUACAUCAACAGCUGCUUUGAAUGGGACUCACCACAGAGGAGCAUCUGUGCUUUCGUGCUCUUUGUCAUCGUUGUUUGGAACUUUGAACUCUAUAUGAUUCCUCUGGCUCUGCUGCUGCCUUUGGCCUGGAACUACAUCCUCAUUGCAUCGGGGAAGGACACCAGGCAAGAUGUGCAAGCAGUGGAGGACCUGCUGGAGGACGAGGAUGAGGAUUUUGACAAAGAUGACAAGGACCCUAAACCAGGCCCCUGGGAGGAGAGCUGUGAUAAAAACCAUAUCCUCGAGGAUAUGUUGGCUUCCUGGCACUUUGAGUGGAUACGAACGAUGGUGGACUCGGAGAGAAAGGGCUUCAUGAACAAGCUUUAUGCCAUUCAGGACGUGUGCAUCAGCGUGCAGAAUGCACUGGAUGAAGUGGCCUCCUAUGGCGAGAGGAUAAAGAACACAUUUAACUGGACUGUGCCUUUCUUGAGCUGGCUGGCCAUCGUGGCUCUCGGAUUGGCCACCACCAUCAUCUACUUCAUCCCUCUACGAUACAUCGUGUUGGCCUGGGGGGUGAAUAAGUUCACCAAGAAGCUGCGAGACCCGUAUACCAUUGACAACAACGAGCUGCUAGACUUUCUGUCCAGAGUGCCCUCUGAUGUACAAGUGGUGCAGUACCGAGAGCUGAAACUGGAUCCCAGUCCCAGUCCAAAUAAAAGGAAGAAAAACAACCCCGGGUAGAUGACUGUGUCCGCCCACCAACUCCUCGCUUCUCCACUUUUCUUCUCUCUGUCUAUUACUGGACACCGAGGAGCAGAGGAAGGCGGCUCUGGACCAGCUCAGCUCAACUGUCCUUCCUUUUGUUAUUUCUUAAUAUCCUCUCUUAACCCCCCUUUUCCCCCCCUGUCUGUAAUUGCUCACGAUGUACAGUACAGUUUCCCGAUGUGUAAUUUUUGGUAUCAAACAAGACAAGAAAUCCCUCGAAUUAUCAUCACCAUUAUGCUUUUGAUUGAUUUUAAAGGCGAGCGAAAAUGAUGGCUGGAAUGACCUUUUUUUUUGUCAGCCGCGUGAGCCACUCUCCUCGCUCCUUCUCUCCAUCAGCCCGACAGCUCGGUGAACUCUUAUCUAUUCGUGUGUCACACAAUGAGUACAAUGAGUUUUUUCAACAUUUAUACUCGCCAAAGACACAUCCAGUGAAUCCAUGUUCAUCGAAAAUACAAGCCUUAUGCCAAUAUUCUCAAUCAUCACUCUGCAAAGGGAUUUAAAUUAUUGUUUUUUCUCAUUCUCUGUAUUUAUUAAAUGAUUUUGGUAAUGUG